AUGCGCGGAUAUCUCAAAGACCAGCGAACACUAGGUAUAGAAGAGGCAGAGGAAGGGGGAGAGGAGCCGCGCAGAGACAGGAGAGGGACGGCACUAUACGAAAACGCAAUCGGCGCGCCGACUAUGGAGUUCAAAGCGCCGUAUAAGGUGAUAAUCUCCGAAUUGGUGGCGGGUCUCCACUAA
This is a messenger RNA of Penicillium soppii, 183 nucleotides long. RefSeq lists its product as uncharacterized. Bases 1 to 183 code for a protein of 60 amino acids. NCBI's taxonomy places the organism in Eukaryota, Fungi, Ascomycota, Eurotiomycetes, Eurotiales, Aspergillaceae. The transcript has 2 exons. The record is from RefSeq and is a predicted model, not a curated record.